Molecule: messenger RNA, 3535 nt
Organism: Mustela lutreola (European mink)
Lineage: Eukaryota; Metazoa; Chordata; Mammalia; Carnivora; Mustelidae
Gene: C5H5orf34
Product: chromosome 5 C5orf34 homolog
Exons: 14
Coding region: 440-2398 (652 amino acids)
Source: RefSeq, a predicted model, not a curated record
GCGGGACUUCCUGUCUUUUUCCGGAGAGGGAGGACGCUUCCCCGGGUUGCGGGAAGAUUUGAACUGCUGUUGCUUUCCUGUGUUUUGUUUUGUUUUGUUUUGUUGUUUUUUGUUUUUUAUGGGUUCAUAGUUGGCGCUGCCGCUUCUCCCCCGCUACCCAAACAGGACGGACGUCUCGACCAACACACUCUCUCUGUGGCCUUAUUCCCUUGCGGCCGUGAUUGUUUUCUCUCAUCGAGAAACUUCACUUGUUGGUAAUUUGUCAAAUUCAAGAAACAACCCUGGAGAAACAGUCGUGGGCAGGCUUCAAGCAUUUUGGCAAAGCAAAGGGGCCUCGGCCUCCUUUCCACGACUUUUCAUCUCAGAACCGCCGUGUGAGUCCAAGACGUUGGUUGUUUUGUCUUCACCUUGUAAGGACGUUUUAUCCCGAGUCCUAGUAAUGGCAGCUGAAGUGCGGAUGGUACUUUAUGAAGAUGAUUCAGUGCAAGUGCAAUAUGUUGAUGGUUCCAGACUGCACCUUUCUCCGUGUGGCUCCGAAUUUUUAUUUGAAAAGCCACCUCCUAUUUCAGCACAUCCUUUAGAACAACCAGAAAGAAUUCGGCAAAGGACACACUUUGUUAUUAGCACUUACCGAGAGCAACUACAGCGAGCCCUAGAUUUUCGAAAUUCUUUUGCUGUUUGCCCUUUUUUAUCUGAAAGCAUCAUACCUUCUGAAAGAAAAAAGCUUAUCUUCGUUGACUUCUCAGAAGUGAGGUGGCCCAGGCCUGACACCGAUGAUGGCAUGAUACUUACACAGAGCGGCAGCGUGAAGAUAGCAUCGUUGGAUGGACAUGCAUACCUUUGCCUGCCCAGAUUGCAGCAUGAAUUUACAGUACAUUUUUUGUGUAAAGUAAGCCAGAAGCCAGAUUCGUCUAUAGUAUUGUCAGAAAAGAAGAAUCAAGCCAGAAAGGACAAGCUAGUUGAAAAAGCAGGCAAAAUCUGUACCUAUGGAAGGUCUGUACCAAGACAGAAACUGAAGAAUAAAGAGAAUGAACUUUAUUGUCCGCUCACGAAAUCCAAGGAAACUUUAGAGAAGGAGAGCUGUGCAGACGGAGCUGAAGGGAGGAAGGAGGUGCCACCUCCGCCUGGUACCCGACACACGUGUGUGUACACGUGGGUGAAGCAGCGCUGGCCUGUGGCCUCCUGUCCAGAGGAAUGGAAAUAUCCUUUGUCUUUAGCACUUCAUUUUCAUAAUAAAAUCAGCAGUAUGUCGAGAAGUGAGGCAGACACCACCCAGAGUAGAACAUUCACUUCUGAGAUUUCAGAGGAAAGAGGAAAAGAGGUUUCUGUUCUUCCCAGGGCCCUGCUUCUCAGCUGUCCUGUCCCCCACCUGCACAGGUGGAAUUUUUGUGACUCACUUUCACAAAGACAGUUGGAUGAAGAAUAUUCCUAUCCCGAGCUGGUGAAAGUGGUUUGGUACAAAGGUGUAACUUACCGACUAAACCAUAAAAAUGUGAACUCAAUAGAGAUUUAUCCUGGAGAUGGAUCUGUUUUCAAGUCAGAGGGAGCUUAUUUUGGGAAGUAUUUUACGUAUUAUUCCAUUCAAGAAGGAUUAGAAGAGAGAGAAGAGAAAACUUAUUCAGUAAAUAACCUUCCUCCUGAUAGACCAGGAAGUCUGUUCUCUGUGUGUUCUCUAAUUAAACAGGCAACCAGAAUUCUUCAACAUUGUACCAAGACAAGACUUUCUUUAAGCCAUAAUUAUCGUAUAUGCUGCUGGAAAAUGUGGAGAAAGAGGGCAGGCGACUUGAUUGGAUUUGAAGUACCUGGGAUAAAGGAUAACAAUAUACUGCCUUUGAUUUUGAGAGAAUCACUCAUACCCAGCGUGGGAAGAUUUCUUGCAUACUCCGACGACAAAGUACAUGCUCUCUUUUUAGAUGGCAUUACUCUAACCCUAAAUUGGAAUUUCAGCUCUUUUAUUGAAAAGAGACAGGUAGAUCAAGGUCUCAACUUAGGUUGGGGUAGGUUAACUUUUCCUGAUGGACAAGAUCAGUUAAUUCAGAUUGAACAUCCUGGACCAUAUGAAAGAUAUGUGACAACAGUUAUAUCAUGGUGCAGAAGAUUGACCCAGACUAGUCAGAGAGAGAUGCCCACACAUCCUUCAUCUUCUCUUGUUGAAGAAAACUGGUCUGUGGCCUCUGAGCUUGAAAAAAUAAAGAAGUUUAACUUGCUAUUGGAGAACAGUGGUAUCCUAAACCAGAUUUCUAACAAAAAAAACAAACAGUCUUCUGAUCAUUAUGAAUCAAAAUCUCCAGAAACCUUGCUGGAAGAAGUUAAUGAAAAGAGAGUAUCAGUGGCAUUGAAAAAAACCUCUGAAAUCCUUCAGGAUAUUGACUGUCUUCUAUCAAGUUCUAAAAGAUGAAAAAUAAUUAUUAUAUACCUUAAGGAUGUUGUUUCAAGUGACUAGUAUAAAAUUAUUAGUAAGCCAAGAAAUUAUAUGUAUUACUUUUUUGCGAUGUUAUAUAUUUUGCAAUUAUAUAUAUUAUUUCUUUGCAAUGAUUAUAUGAAAAAUGAUAUUUAACUUUGGAGGUUACCUAACUUGUAAAUUUUAAAAUAUCUAUAAUGUGCUUUAUUAAUAAAGAACUGUGUUUUAGAAUUUUGAACAAUUUCCGAUUUCAGAUUUAUGAGAACAUUUUAUAAAAUUAUAGUUGCUGUUUUAUCUUAUGGAACAUUCACUAUUAAUCCUCAAGGUUUUUUUUUUUUCUUUUUAAAUAUGCAGAAUCGUGUGCAUUUGGUCAUUUGCUAUUCAACAGAACUACCAAAAGAGAAUUUGAUCUUUACAUAUGUAUACACAAUAUUGCUUCAAGCUAAGAAUCGAGCUCUUCAGCAAAGACUAAAUUUUGUCUGAAUUGUCUCAUAUUUUCAUUUCUUUUGAACAUCUGAAAAAAUUUUAUGCUAUACAAGUGUGUGAAACUAAAAUAGCUCAUCAGAAAUGCUGUUUAUUGCAACCUAGUGCUGUUUAUUGGGAAAACACAAAACCACACAUCUAAAGGGACUUCAAGAUUAGACCAAUAUAGCAGAAAUGUUCUAAUUAACUUCCGAUUUCUAGAAAAGACCUGUUUCUUGACAUGAAAGAAACAACAGGAAGCAAGGAGAAGAAGAACAAAGCAAGCAGAGCAUAGAUUAGGAGUGAUAAUGUCAAUGAUUUGAAUGGGCACAAUGUUCUCAUGUUAGCUUUCUCACUCCGGGCUUCUUGCUACCUUCAGGUUUCAGCACAAAUUACCAUUUCUUUUGAAGGGCCUCCCCUACUUAGUCUCUAUUACUCUAGUCUCUAUUUAUUACCUUUACAGCACAUACUAUAGCCAUCCAACUUUUCUUUGUGGUCUAGAUUCUCCACUAGAACUUGAGCUCCAUAAUGUCAUUCUGUAGCCUCUUACCAAGCAUAGUGUUUGGCACACAGAACAUUCAGUAUGUGUUGUAUAAAUCAAUCAGUGCCUUUGGGCUUUAGGGUGACUACAGAGAAAAUUGUGACAAUUUCGUUGUUUUGGCUGAAGGAAGC